AUGUCCUUGCUAACGGUGGCGCACCAAAGUGGGUCAGGCGAGUACACCCGGUUCACGGGGCGGCGCGGCGGCGGUGAUGAUGAUGAGGAAUAUGGUUAUGGACAUGAUGGUGAUGGUGGUGGAAGUUCUGGGGUGUCUGAGUCACUAGGAUUCAGCAACCAAGGGGUGAAUGUAUCAGGGUACGAUGUGGAUCCAGAGUUGAAGGAAAUGGUUUCAGCUUUGACACACGUGGUGUCAUCAGGGCCUGGCCAGAGGAACAGCACCGAAUGGGUCCAGGAAAGUGGUUUUCCUAUGAUGUCAGGUUUUGGACAUGCAUCUUCUCUUUCACGUUUGUCUUCUUUCCCUUCCUCUUCUUCUUCUUCUGCCUCAUGGGUUGGCCACAAGAGAGGGCGUGAAGAAGAAGAGAGUGGUUCUUCUCAUCACUUGAUGCAACAUCAAGGUGCUCAUAGACUCUUCAGAUCCAUUGGUGACUUCAUGGUACCUUCUCAAGGCGACUCAUCAUCAGUGGCAGAAGAAGUCCCCACCACCGCAACAACAACCGUAACUACCACCGCCACCGCUGUGGCAGCGGCCGAAACGGCUUCAUAUGAAGAAGGAGGUGAAAGGAGGAGAAGGUACAGGGGAGUGAGGCAGAGGCCAUGGGGAAAAUGGGCUGCAGAAAUCCGUGAUCCACACAAAGCAGCAAGAGUUUGGCUUGGCACGUUUGAUACAGCAGAAGCAGCAGCAAGAGCCUAUGAUGAAGCUGCAUUAAGGUUCAGAGGUAACAGAGCAAAACUAAACUUCCCUGAAAAUGUUAGAGCAGUUCCACCAGUUCAACCUUUUCCAGCCACUAGGUUAACCAUUUCUGAUCCCUCUAACACCCAAUUCCGGCCUCUCACUGCGGCCUCAGCCGCCGCGCCGCCACCAUUCAUUCAGCAGCAGCCACAACAAAUUCAGGCGUCCUCUGACUUGAUCAGAGACUACUGGCAAUAUUCUCAGCUUCUACAGAGUUCUGGUGACUUUCAACAACCUCAACAUCAUCAACAACAACAGCAACACCCUUCUAGUUUGCUUCAACAGUGGUACUAUAAUGCACAAUUGGCUUCACUUCAAUCACCUUCAUUGUCUUCUUCUAUCUCACCUACACCAUUCCAUUCAUUUUCAACAUCUACUCAAUUUUCCUCUGCUUCAUCACUUCCCCUGUUUUCAUCUCAACAAAUGAACCUUUACCGGCCACCGGAAGGCGGCAGCGGAGGCGGCGGUUCGGGGUUUCCGCCGUCCACAUGGUCAGAUACUAGUGGCCAUCCACCACCUUCUGGUUGA
Molecule: messenger RNA, 1302 nt
Organism: Abrus precatorius (Indian licorice)
Lineage: Eukaryota; Viridiplantae; Streptophyta; Magnoliopsida; Fabales; Fabaceae
Product: ethylene-responsive transcription factor ABR1-like
Exons: 2
Coding region: 1-1302 (433 amino acids)
Biological process (GO): ethylene-activated signaling pathway; regulation of DNA-templated transcription
Molecular function (GO): DNA-binding transcription factor activity; DNA binding
Source: RefSeq, a predicted model, not a curated record